GGCUGUGUAUUAAAUGGGGUGGGGUGGUAUUUAGGCCAGAGUGGUGGUUCUCUUUUACAAGCAGGUGGUUGCCAAGAAGACCAAAGGGAUUUUUCUGGUAUAUGUGGGGUUGGUUCCUUUUUUUCUCUUCCUCUUUGGCUUGGUUUUGGGGAGAGAAAUUUAGUUUUUGAUUUUGAUGAUGUGAUGAGAUGAUUGGGAGGAAGCAAGCUUUGUAUACGUUGUAGGAAAAGGAGGAAGAAGGAGAAGAGGAAGAUCUUAGCACACAAAAGCUUGGGAAGAGAGGAAAAGGGAGAGGAAGAAGAGAGAGUGUAAGGAUUGAUUGGAUAGCCCAGUUGGGAAGACCUAAAGGCGAGAGCUCCUCCAGGGCGGGGGAGAAUCUUUGGGGAGUUUUUGGAUUGCUGGCAAUGUAGGUGGGAGCCCAUCAAUCCGAAUUGCGACGAUAUGGGCGAGCGGUGCUGGCUGGAAAUGGAGAGCUUCCCUGCGAGGCAACGGUUUCACGUAGAAUCCGAGCGAGGGAGUGUGGAGGUGUCUUGGAGCAAGCUCCAGAAGCUCCUGCCCACCAAUGCUGUUGCGACGAGUGCUAAUCUCCUCGCCACCACCAGGCCUGGAUUGGACUCUCGAAUCGCUCCAGAGGUGGCUGCUGCGCACAAGGAUGGCCGGAUGAACGCGGUGAUCGAGAAGAUCGAGAGGCUCUACCAGGGGCAUUCCGAGGAUGACGAAGGUGGCGACGAGGACGAUAGGACGACUUGCGUGCCCGCGGAGGAAGAUUACGACACAGAGGAUACUUUCAUCGACGACGAAGAUCUGGACGAGUACUUCGAGGUGAAUAGGACCAAGACGAAGCACACGGGCUUCUACGUCAACAAGGGAUCGCUGGAGAAGAGGGCUGUCGAGGGGAAGAGUUUGGAUGAAGCUUCUGGUCUCAAAGUCUACAAGAAGAGGAAGAGGCCGGCGCAGGAGAGGCCGCCAGCGUCGAAGAAGGCCAAGAGCGACGACGAGGACGCAGUGAAAGCUCCACAAGCGAACAACAAAAAGACGAGCUUCACUAAAACGAUCAAGGCUUGCGCAACCAAGGGCCCUCUAGCAGAGCGAAACAAUGGCUUGUGUAUCGAUCCCAGCAACACCACCAUUGCCAGCGACGAGAUCAAGACUCCUCCGAAGGAAUCGAGUCCGGGAAGGAAGACUGGGCCGAAGCUCACGAUGCUGGACAGGGCUAUUCAGGAGCUGGAGAAAGAAGUGGCGGACCGAUGUCCACCCUCGACGGAGAAGAAUCACGAAACCGAGUACAAGAAGCGGAUACCAAAGGAGGUUAAGGCACGGCUCGCCAAAGUUGCAAGGCUAGCGCAAAAACAAAGCAAGAUCGGCCCGGAAGAGCUCCUCAACGUCCUGAUGAAGAUCAUGGGACACUUGAUGCAGAUUAGAUCUCUCAAGAGAAACUUAAAGGAAAUGGCUGAACUUGGAAUAUCGGCACAAAAGGAGAAGCAAUCUAAGCUGGAGACAAUGAAGAAGGAAAUCGUGGACAUGCUGAAGUCUCGAAUCACUCCACAACAAUCAGCACAGGACAACAGCCAAUGCGAAGAGGCAACCUGCGACGGACGCUACAGAUGGGAUGCGCCAACCGAGGACAGGAUCAGCGAUUUCUACGAGCUCUACGUCGAGGGGAUUGACGAGCACAAAUCCGCAGCAACCAAGAAAUUCUACGCCGAGCUCGCGGAGCUAUGGCCGGAAGGUUGGAUGGACAGCAAUGGCAUUAAAAACGCAGUGCUUCGCGCCAAGGAGCGAAAGAAAGGAGCCAUGAAACAGGCAAAGUUGGAAGAGAGGAAACGCAAGAAGGCGACGGUGGCGACGCCAAAAUCUGUGAAGAAGCCCGAGUCUCCGCCGAAAACGUUGGAGCUCCAAGAGCACUACCAAGAACAACGUAGGGAAGAACACGAGGAAGCUCGCGAAGAGGUAGUAGUAGAGGGUGUGAGGAGCUCCAUGUCCAUAGCUGUGAUGAAUCCCGCUAGCAGCACCACGCCGUGGAGAGAUUGUCCAUCCGGGAAUGGAGGAGUAGUGAUGCCAAGCUCGCUCCGGCAGAUCAAGCGAAAGUUGCUAGACAAGGCGAGCAACAGGAGCUUCUGCGAUAGCAUCACUCCUCCUCCUUCCUCGUUGAUGUGGAUGGUCAAGGAUCCAAAGCCUGGCUGAGUGGUGUCUCAAAGUUUUUUUUUCUCUUCUUGGCUGAUGGAACACUUGUUUUGGAUCCAGGGAGUGGUGGUUUAGAAGAGGAGUUUUUUCUUUGACACGGUCUGUACAGAGAACAAGUGAGAGCUCCAUUUAAAAUUUUGAUACUUUGUUAACAAGAUUAUUUUGUAAGCUCGAAAGUAUAGAAUACAAAAAGAAAAAUUCGAUC
This is a messenger RNA of Selaginella moellendorffii, 2389 nucleotides long. RefSeq names its product ubinuclein-1. Gene Ontology annotation, cellular component: nucleus. NCBI's taxonomy places the organism in Eukaryota, Viridiplantae, Streptophyta, Lycopodiopsida, Selaginellales, Selaginellaceae. The transcript is spliced from 12 exons. Bases 442 to 2184 code for a protein of 580 amino acids. The record is from RefSeq and is a predicted model, not a curated record.